AUGAGAACUCACAACCUCCAAUCUCUCAUCUUCAUCUUCAACCCCAAUUUUCAGUUUUUAUUCUUCCACCUCAAUUUUGACGAUGAAAUCCUAAACUCUGUUCUCAAGAAAACUAGGAGGCCCUUUUCCAAGCCCGUGGAUCAAAACUUUGCAGCCAUCUCAAUUCAGGGAACAUCAAGCAGUAAUGCUUUGAAAGAUGGAGUUGACGAAGGCUGUGCCUUGAAGCAUGUUAGUCCAAAUGGCACGACAGAAGCUGAAGUCAGAAGCACUAGCAUUGGCAAUCCAUUAGAUGAUGGAUCUGUGAAAAAUUUGGAGGAUUUGCAACAUGAGCAAAUGGACAAUGACUUGGCGGAUUUAGGGGAUGAAAUGGCUCAUGGUGCAUUGGUGACUUGGCUCAGUAUAAAAUCCUAUUUGAUCUGCGAUCUUCGAUUGUUUAUAAUUUGGAUUGAUUUCAGAUUCGGUUUGGUUGUGGAUUUGCUUUUGUGUUUUGGUUUGAGCUGUGGUUACAAAUUUGUGAUAUUUGAUUCGGUUAUCAUAUUAAUUGAGAUCAAGUUUGGUGGUAGUUAUGGAGUUUUAGUUUGCAUAAAUGAUGAAGAUGGUGAAAUGAAGAGACGUUUUGCAGAGAUGGUUUAA
This is a messenger RNA of Prunus armeniaca (apricot), 633 nucleotides long. The record is from the annotation of a GenBank genome assembly. Lineage: Eukaryota; Viridiplantae; Streptophyta; Magnoliopsida; Rosales; Rosaceae.